This is a messenger RNA of Nerophis lumbriciformis (worm pipefish), 1170 nucleotides long. Lineage: Eukaryota; Metazoa; Chordata; Actinopteri; Syngnathiformes; Syngnathidae. The record is from RefSeq and is a predicted model, not a curated record.
AUGGCAAGCACGGACCUGGUUGUGUUCUUUCUGGCACUGAUGGUGGUGUGUCUGAGAUUGUGGCACACAGCCACAUCUCUCUCCAGGGACAUUACCACCACCAUCAGAGGAGACAUCCUACUGAAGAGUUUGCUAAGCAUUGCGAGCACGCCGCACACAGGAAACAUGAGGGUGAUGCGGCAGGUGCUCAGCAUGUACAUCAACAGGGUUAGUGUGAAGCCUGUAAGAGGCGGUGACAUUGCAGCGAUGGUGUUGCAUGGGUUAAGCCUUGCGGAACGAACAGUUUCUGCCAGCUUGACUACCUCCUUUUGCUUGAUUUUACUAUUUCUCAAUGGGAUCAUGUUGUUCACUUUGAGUAACAGAUGUAUGUUUCGGGAGACAUCGCGCUACAUCCUGCUGUAUAACCUGUUGCUCGGGGACACGCUGCAACUGGUCGUCUCUCAACUGAUGUAUUGUUUGACCUCCUUUCGCAUCACCCUAACGUAUCCUGCGUGUGGUAUACUGGUCCUUCUCGGUAAUCUCUUCAGUAAGAUUUCUCCUUUGGUUCUGGUGGCUAUGUCGCUGGAGAGAUAUGUGGCUGUGUGCCACCCUCUCAGACACGCCUCCAUCAUGACCAGAGGGAACACAGUGAGGACCAUGCUUGGAAUGUGGACCGUAUGUUUUAUAAUUCUUCUGAUUCAAGACCUAUUAAUUUUGAUGUUUCCUUUUGAACAGCUGGAGAGUCUCCAAAUGACACAGCCAUGCAAUUCCAUCGCUAUGUCCCUCCUGCCAAUGACUGAAAUGUUCCAAAAUACCUACUCGGUUUUUGUGUUCUUUGUUGCAGGCCUGGCCAACAUUUCCAGCUACGUUGGCAUAGUCAUAGCAGCCAGAUCGGCAGCCACGGACAAAGUCUCUGCGCGUAAAGCAAAAAGCACAUUGCUGCUGCACCUGGUGCAGCUAAGCCUCAGCCUUUUGUCUGUGAUCUACCCCAACAUCCUCGUAAUUCUCUCAACUUUGUUGAACUGGGUAGCUUUUAACCAAAUACAGAUCUUUCUGUUUGUGUGCUUUUUCUUACUGCCCAGAUCUCUGAGCUCACUCGUCUAUGGGCUGAGAGAUCAAAGCCUCCGAAUUGAACUCCUCUAUCUAUUCUGCUGUCGCACCAAAGGGCCGGUCAAAGCUGUUGUGUCCUAA